Molecule: messenger RNA, 6180 nt
Organism: Prorocentrum cordatum
Lineage: Eukaryota; Dinophyceae; Prorocentrales; Prorocentraceae
Source: the annotation of a GenBank genome assembly
AUGGCAUAUGAGGAUGGCUCCGGCUACAUUGACGGACCCGAUGAGGAAUGCGACGAACACGUCGAAGAAGACGUUGGCCAUGCCAACAACGAGUACGAGGAGCUGACCGUCGUCCAGGAGUGGUUGAGCAGACCAGGACCAGAUUGGGCUCAUGUUGUGGAUGUCAGUCGCGGGCUUUCUAAGCCAGAGCUGGGGAAGCUGCUCCACAGACAUCUCGAAGACGUGUGCGUGACAGGCUAUUUGUCUGUGAUGUCCUCCGCCGACGUGGGCGACAAGGUGGCGCGCGCUCACGUUGUUGUCCAGGACGGGCCUGAGUUCCUCAAGAAUCGCCACGUGCGCAUCUACACAAUGCCACAUCGUAAUCGUGCCAGGCAGGGCGAUAAGGUAUGGGUGAAGAUCCUGUGUUCUGAGGUCGAUUCUUGCGCGGACGAGGAUGGCGAACACUGGGACCCGUUGCGCUGUGCGUGCAUCUUCGGCACAGUUGUCCGAGCAUCGAGACGCCUUGAUCGCAACGAGUAUGUGUGCCGCAUGGCGCAGGUGCAGUGGCGGCGGGACCGCCAGAUAUUCUUGCCCUUCUCGCCAGAGAUACCCGCACUGUGGGCUGAAUGUGCCGCCGGGUCCGAGCAGGGAGAUUCAGAAGACCGGCAGCUCUACCGUCUCUACAAGCUGCGCAUUGUCGAUUGGCCAGUGGGAUCUCCACGACCUCAGGCAGAAGUCGUCCACUCGUGGGAGCAGCCGCGCGACCAAGCAUCGUGCCUAGAGUCGUACCUCGAGGACCUUGGCGACAUGUGGAAGUCGGCGCUCCCCCAGCCUACGGAGGCGCCUACCGACGCCUUCUCCAGCGGACGCAUGGACCUCCUGAAUCGCAACGUCUUCACCAUCGAUUGCGAUGGUGCACGGAUUCUCGAUGACGCAUUCGAUUUCAACCAGGCAGAGCAUACCGUCAGCGUGCACAUAGCCGACGUUGCAGCUAUCGUGGCCAGCAACUCCGAGGUGGAUUGCGCAGCAGCGGAGCGCGGCUGCGCCUUGCAUCUGCGCGACCACAGCGGUGAGCUGCGCUUCACCAGCCAGAUGCUGCCAGAUGGUAUCCUCGAAGCGGCCAGCCUCAGCCCAGACGGGGCGCGCAGGGCCAUCACUUUCGAGUUCCGAGUGGGCGGCGGGAGGAUCACGGAGAAGAGGUUCUUCCGCUCCUGGGUGCGCUCGAGGGCGCAGCUGAGCUUCCGCCAGGCCACCGAGGCGCUCCGAGGCGGCGACGCCGGCGUGCCGGUGGACGUGCCGUGGCUCCGAGACACCAUCAGGCGGCUGCACGACGUCACCGUGGCGCUCGAGGACGCGAGGGCCGCGGGGGACCCCGGCGUCCGCCUCCGCAGCACGGCCACCAAGGUGGGAGCCGACGACGAGCUCCCGGCUCAGAGGAUCGUCGAGUUCUGGAUGUCGCAGGUCAACGAGCUGGCCGGCGAGGAGCUCGGCCGAGCGGGGCGCGCGGGCUCGUGCGGCCUGGCGUUCCCGAUCCCCGACGGUGCGCACUUCUCCAGGCUCGCGGCGACGUGCAGGCAGGCGCUGCUGGACGGCGCCGGGCGCGACGCCGAGGGCGCGGGCGCCCUCGCCUCGGGCCUGCGCGCCUCCGCGGCGCGGUGCCGCGGCCACCUCGCAGAUGCCCUGUCCCACGUGAUGCGCCGCCGCGGCGGCUCGGGCCAGGGCGGGUGGGGUGGCGCGGCCGCGCGGGCGGGCCUCUCCAGGCAGCAGCGUGAGGCGGCAGGGGCGCUGCUCCCCAUGAUAUACGCGCACACCCCGGCGCCGUUGUACUGGGCCACCGCGCCAGGCCGGGCGUGGCCAGAGCAGUGGCCGAUCCUGCACGGAGAGCGGUACUUCCAGGUGACGUCACCAUUGCGACGAUGGGUUGAUUUGCUUGGGCAGCGCUUGCUGUUUGGCUGCCAGGCCACACUGGAGGGCUUGAGCGACAAGCUCGGCCACUACAACGAGAUGGCGCGGCUGUCCAGGAAAGCCAGGGUCGAGUACCAGAUGCUCUCGCUAUCCAUUUCUCUCUCACAAGCGGAACGCGUCUUUCCCUGCGUGAUUGGCAGCUUGAGUUCAUCCUCCGUGCAACUCAUGUUUCCUGCCGUGCCCGAGAUGCCCAGGCCGCUCACGAUACCGCUGGGCGUCCUGCAGAGCGAGUGCGUUGCUGUCCGACACGACCCCGACGCUGGCAGAGCUACGCUGACGAGGUUCCCAGGCGAAGACUCGGUGGACCUGGUGCCCUUCAGCACGGCCGUCCAGGUCCAGGUCGGGGUCAACCAGUCCGGCCCCGUCCUGCUGGGCAGGCUGGCGGCCGUGGCCCUGGAGGUGCCCCUGCCGGGCGGCCCGCUGCGGCAUGCCGUGCUGCCCCGCCAGUUCCCCGAGGUCUUCGGGCCUCCCCCGGAUCUGCGCCGCAUGCCGAGGGUGGGCGCCGAUGCCGCCGAGUGGACCCGGGUGUGGCACCUGGCGAGGGCGGCGCAAGUCUGCGCGGGGGCCCUCGUGCCGCGGGAGCGGCACGCCGGCGGAUCCCCGCCCUAUUUUCACAGCAUGACGUGCGACGCGGAGGCCGUGUCGUGGGCUCGCCGAGGAGACGCCGAGACGAUGCACGCCACGGUGCUGGGAACUUACCGCGGCCUGGCGGGGCUCGUCAGACUCCGCGAGGGGCACCUCGCCAUAGCACAGGUCCGCGGCUCCCAGGACAGGCGCUGGACGGGCUACGGCCGCAUCACGGACGUGGAGGAGAGAGAGGAGCUGCGGAGGAGGACGCAGCUGUGCGAGUGGGUCCUCCGGGGGCAGCCCUGCCGGCGGCCCCCCGGCGACUGCUGGUUCGCGCACGGGGACGCCGAGCUGGCGCCGCGGCGCGUGCGGGUGAUCGUGGAGCUCGGCGCCAGCUCCUCCGCGGCGAUGCCCCGCUGGGCGAGCCGGAACGGCGCCCGGGUGGAGCUGGAGCUCGUGCGGGUGACGGAGCACGAGCGGCAGAGCCUGGACGACCUCGCGCGGCGGGUGCACGGCGCGCUGACGAGGCAGGUGCCCGCCCUCGUGCAGGGGCUGCUCUUCCCCCGCCAGGCCCGGGCCGUGCGGCAAGGGCCGCGGCGCGAGGGCGACGCGCCGCCCGACGGCCCGCCCCGCGGGGCGCGGGGGGGCCGCCCGCCGUACGCGGAGGGGCUGCCGGCCCUCAACGACUUCCAGGAGCGCGCCAGGGCCAUGGCGCUGCGCGAGCCGCUGUGCUACGUGCAGGGGCCCCCCGGCACGGGCAAGAGCACCACGGCCGCCCACCUGAUCUGCAGCCUCAUGGAGGAGGGCCCGGCCGCGUGGCCGGCGAGGGCCGGCGCCCGGCUCCUGGUGUGCGCCCCGUCCAACAAGGCGUGCGACAGGCUGCUCCAGCUGGUGUCCGGCUCGGAGCUGCCUUCCCAGAAGAGGCUGGUGCGCAUCUACGCGCACUCCAUCGAGAGGAUGUACUGGCCCGAUCCGACGGCAGGGGAAUUCGAGCAGCGCGACUUCAGCAUCAGCCCAGAGCUUGAGCGCUUCGCUCUGCACAACCUCGUCCAGCAGGGCCAUCGCGAGCUCUACCGCGACUUCGAGCAGGUCAACCGCGAUCUGAAGGGCGUGGACGGCGAUCUCAAAAGGCCGCAGCUCCCCAGCAAGCUGCGGGAGCUGGACGAUAAGCUGCAGCAGCUGAAGGAUACAAAGAUGACGGCCAUGAGGGAGCUGGCGGCGUCCGCAGACGUAGUGUUCUCGAAGGAGAAAGACGGCACAAAGAUAAACUUCCGGGCGGUGUUUGCGGCGCUGGUGAUCGACGAGGCCGCGCAGGCGGGUGAGGCGGACCUGGCCGUGUGCUGCCUCUCCGCCGAGCAGAAGAUCGUCUUGUUCGGGGACCACAACCAGCUCGGGCCAGUGAUCACAGAGGUCAGCAUUUUCCCGACGUUUCGCAGCCUCGCCUCGACGUCGCUGUUCGAGAGGCUCGUGGGGCGGCGUCGUGGCGCCGGGGGGCGGGACGCGACGCGGGCUGGUGGCCAGCGCGGGGUUAUACCCCACGUUACCCUGCUCAGGCAGUACCGCAUGCACCCGAGCAUCAGCGCUUUCCCGAACGGUGAGUUCUACGACGGGAAGCUGGUGGACGCGCCCGAGACAGUCCGGCGCCGUGGUCACCACUUCUCUUCAAGCCCAGACUCCCGCCUCGCAGUUGUGGACAAUCAGACGCCGCAUGGCAGUCUGGAGUUGACGCAUGAUGCCCAGGGCCAAUUCGAGCUGGACAUGAGCCUCUGCAACGAGGGCGAGGCCGAGCUGGCUGGGGACAUAAUCCACUGGCUGCUGGGACGAGGGGUGCAGCCGAGAGACAUCGCCGUAGUGACGCCAUACCGCGCCCAGGCGCUUCUUGUUAAGAACAAGCUGCUGGCCACGGUGGGUGAUGGCCCAAUCGCCGUAGGGACUGUCCACCUUCUGCAGGGCGAGGAGAGGGACUACGUAGUCCUGAGCCUGGUGAGAAGCCACGCCCGAGCGGAGAUCGGCAUCUUCGACCCCGUGCCCGCGCGCCUCCUGCACGGGAGGAGGCGCCCCCCCUGCGUGGGCUUCCUCGCGGACAGGCGCAUGGCGAACGUGGCGCUCACGCGCGCGCGGCGGGGGCUGUUCGUCCUGGGCAACGUCCAGGUCCUGGCCAGCGUGGGCCACUGGCAGCGCCUCUUCCGGCACGCCCGCGCCGCCGGCGCCGCCUACACCGCCGCCGGCGCGAGGGCGGAGCUGCAGCGGCCGCCGAGCGACGGGCCCGACCCCGACGGGGGCUCGGACGCGUCGGGCGGCGGCGCGCGGGGGGGCGGCGCCGCCAGCGGGUCCGAGGACCUGGGCGACUCCAGCAGCGACGGCUCCGACGGGCAGGGCGCGGAGUCCGGGCCGGACGCCUUCGCCGACGCCGUGCCGAGCUCGGAGGGCGAGGGGCCCGCGCCCGCCGCGGCGGGCGCGGCGGGCGAGGGGCCCGCCCCGGCGAGGCGCCCCGGCGAGGCGGCCGCGGCGGAGGCGGACGAGGAUGCCCUGCUGGAGGCUGCGGCGGCCGCCGCGGCUGCGGAGCAGCCCGGCGCCCCGGCCGACGCGGCCCCGACGCGCCCCCAGGCACAAGCUCUCUGCGGCAUCGACGGCUGCCAGUCGAGGGUGCGGGCUUCGGGCAGCGGUGCCGCGAGCGGCUUGUGCACCGCCCACUGGAAGGACGUGGUGAGAGAGGUCAACAUGAUUCAAGAAGAGGUCGGUCGGCUGCAGCGGGAGCGUCCGGGCUUGCCGCCCGGCGGCAACGCCAUGCAGUUCUUCGCGGGCCCUUGGUACUGGGACAUGCAGCCCCCGCAUCCGCACCUCCAGAUGGGGCUGCGCGCCCGCGGCUUCUUCUCGGCCGUGGCCAGGAGCCUCGUGAGCAGAGGCCACAGCGCCGACGCCACGGCCCUGGUGGCUGCCUUCUCCGCGCUCUCGGCCAUGGCCUUCCACCGGCGGCUCGGCUUGCGGGACUUCCCGCGCGCUGCUGACGACCGCAGGGACGAGCCAGAUGCUGCCCUGCUCUUCGGACCGCUGCUCGCCGCGCUCGCGCUGGCGGACGCCGGAGUGAGGCCGCCCCCGGAGCUCGCCCCUCGCUGGGAGCUGCUGGAGGCCGCCUCCGCGCCCCUGCCGCGGGGCGCGGCGGCCCGUGCUGCGGCGAGCAGCGGCGGCGGCGGCCCGGCCGACUUCGAGGCCUCGUUCGGGGAGGACAGCUGCGCGGCGGCCGCGUUCUGGAAGGCGGAGGGCAACCGUGCACUCCGCGAUGGAGAUGCAGAUGCUGCCAUCGCUCAUUACAGGAGCGGCCGGAGCCUCGUGCUGAAGGUAAUGACGCCCCAGGCUCGUCAGUUGCUGGCGGACUUGAACAAUAACGACGCUGCAGCAUGCUUGCGGCAGGAUCGACUCGAAGAGGCGGUUCAAGCUGCUUCGGAGGCGCUCUCGGUGAUGCCUGACGGGAGCAAUUGCGCAAAGGCGAAAGCAUUGUUCAGGCGAGGGUGCGCCUCAAUGAUGCUUUCGCCACCUGGGCACAACGAUCAUGAAGCAGCAGGGGUGGACUUGAGAGAGGCUCUGGAACUGAUGCCGGCUGACGAGGGCAUUCGUGAAAAAUUUCACGAGUGGAGGGUGCAGCGAGAUCGCGCGGCGGCACGGCAGUAA